Molecule: messenger RNA, 753 nt
Organism: Phytophthora sojae
Lineage: Eukaryota; Oomycota; Peronosporomycetes; Peronosporales; Peronosporaceae
Exons: 1
Coding region: 1-753 (250 amino acids)
Source: RefSeq, a predicted model, not a curated record
AUGACGCGCUCGACGGAAAGCGACGGGCUGACCGGUUCUGUGCCACUCUUCGUCCCUAUCCUGCCGCCGAAGAUCACGUCGAUCUCCCACGAGGCGUUGGUGAAGUGGCAGCGCGAUCGGCGCUACUACGAGACCAAGCUGUGCUCCCGCUGCCGUAUCUCGGGCGAAGACUACGACAUCGUCGCCGAGUCAAUCAAGCAGGCAUUCGACGAGGAUCUACUGGAGGUUUUCUGCGAGCUCCAGCUGGACACGACCCCCGCCGCUGUAACCGACACCAUUCUCCUGGCAGAGAUUGAGCGCAUUGUCGACAGUGUCAAGAACGACGCGCUGCCGGAUAUCAAGGAGCUGUUCAAGCGCGAGCUGCGCAUGAACAUGCGCGAGAGCGACGUGACCGCCCGAGUGCUGGACUACUUUAUCCUGUUCAACAAGAUCACCAAAGAGAACGGGCUGACGGCGUGCUUCAGCCACGUCAACGGCGUAUGCGAGACGUGCAAGCGACUCGUGUCGCAGCUCAAGCCAGAGGCGCUGAAGAACGAGGUGAAGCAGUGCAUCCGCUUCACGCACGUCCCAGCUGCCACGGACCCGAAGCUGCUGUUCAAGCAGGUCGUCGAGAAGGCGAACGAGCACGAGCGGCAGUUCAUCCGCCUCAAGCAGCAGAAGCGAGAACCCGCGGAACGAGACCAAGCCAAGUCGGAGAAAACCCAGCCAGCCAAGCCGAAGAAAGACUGGAACAACAAACCGCCCGCAAAGUAA